AUGGCUUUACAGCUACACUCGUUAAUGGCGUUCACACUCAUCGUCAUUACUAUAUCCUGCACAUCUAGGGUUCAAUCAAUCGGGGUAAACUGGGGCACCACCGCCUCCCACCCGCUGCCGCCUUCCAAGGUGGUUGAGCUACUCAAAAUCAACAAAAUCACCAAAGUGAAACUCUUCGAUUCCAACCCUCAAGUUCUCGAAUCCCUCUCCGGCUCCAACAUUGGCGUAACCGUCGGCAUUCCUAACUCCAUGCUCCAUACCUUAAAUUCUUCAGUCAAGGCUGCCGAGAGUUGGGUCCACGAUAACCUCACUCGUUACCUUCCCGACCGUACCCGUAUAGAGUACAUUGCUGUUGGAGAUGAGCCAUUUCUCCAAACCUAUGGUUCACAAUUCUAUCCUUUUGUGGUUGGGGCAGCCAUCAAUAUAGAAGCAGCUUUGAUCCGAGCUAAACUAGCAAAUAAGGUAAAAGUUGUGAUUCCGUGUAGCUUUGAUGCAUUCCAGUCAGAAUCCGGCGUACCCUCCAAAGGACACUUCCGAUCCGAUAUUAACAAAACCAUGAUUAGCGUCCUCAAGUUUCUUAGCAAGACUCAAUCUCCGUUCUUUGUGAGCAUUUCGCCUUUUUUGAGUUACUAUCAAAACAAGAACAUAUCCCUCGAUUUCGCUCUAUACAAACCAACCGCACACUCUCAUAACGACAGCCAUAGAUCAUAUAAAAACAGCUUUGAGUUAAGCUAUGACACCCUCAUCACUGCUUUAACAGUUGCAGGAUUUUCACAGAUAGAUAUUGUAAUAAGCCAAAUCGGUUGGCCUACAGAUGGAGCUCCAAAUGCCACUGUUUCAAAUGCAGAGGUAUUCACAAAAGGUCUUUUGGACCAUUUUCGUAGUAAGAAAGGGACCCCACUUAGGCCUCGGACUAUGCCAAUAGAAAUUUACCUUCAUACCCUUUUAGACGAAGAUCAGAGAAAUAUAACUGCUGGAAACUUCGAAAGACACUGGGGUUUGUUUACUUUUGACGGGCAAGCCAAGUACCAGGUUGACUUUGACCAAGGCACGAAAAGGCUCGUGAACGCACAGAACGUCGAGUAUCUUGCUUCCAGAUGGUGCGUCGUAAACAACAAUUUAAACAUCUCGAAUGCAACCGCACAUGCUACUGAGGCUUGCAUCAAUGCUGACUGUACCGCACUUUCGCCAGGUAGUUCUUGUUUUAAUCUCAGUUGGCCCGGGAAUGUCUCAUAUGCUUUUAACAGUUACUAUCAACAACAUGAUCAAAGGGCUGAUAGUUGUGAUUUUGGGGGGCUGGGAAUGAUCACGACGGUUGAUCCAUCGGUUGGUAACUGUAGAUUCAACGUAGAACUAAAAGUUUCGUUUUCGGAUUCAUUUCAUGGGUCAAAUUUUCACCAUUAUCUGGUCUCAUUUGUAACAACCAUUUUGGUGUUGCAGAGGCUAUGAUGGUGGAUGUGUUUGUAGAUGUAGAUUUUAGGGUCAUUUAAGGGAAGAACAUUUCCUUC
Molecule: messenger RNA, 1508 nt
Organism: Cynara cardunculus var. scolymus (artichoke)
Lineage: Eukaryota; Viridiplantae; Streptophyta; Magnoliopsida; Asterales; Asteraceae
Product: glucan endo-1,3-beta-glucosidase 9
Exons: 2
Coding region: 1-1449 (482 amino acids)
Biological process (GO): carbohydrate metabolic process
Cellular component (GO): plasma membrane
Molecular function (GO): hydrolase activity, hydrolyzing O-glycosyl compounds
Source: RefSeq, a predicted model, not a curated record